Molecule: messenger RNA, 1562 nt
Organism: Trichomycterus rosablanca
Lineage: Eukaryota; Metazoa; Chordata; Actinopteri; Siluriformes; Trichomycteridae
Gene: plp1b
Product: proteolipid protein 1b
Exons: 7
Coding region: 602-1378 (258 amino acids)
Biological process (GO): axon development; central nervous system myelination
Cellular component (GO): plasma membrane; myelin sheath
Molecular function (GO): structural constituent of myelin sheath
Source: RefSeq, a predicted model, not a curated record
AACAAUGCUACAAAAGCUAUUGUUGACCACACAGUGAAGCUUUAUCUCACACACACACACACACACACACACACACACACACACGGUGGCUCCACCCAGUGCCAGUGCGGGUGGAGGUGUGGAGUCAGCGAUGAGACAGCAGGACGCGUCUCCGACCUGAACGCUGCAUUAUUUGACUGGAGCUCCUGAUUGCAGCGCUACAGUUGGCUGAACUCCGAGUCUGGAACGUCCUCCAGAGCAUCAGCAGCCACACGCUCUCCAUCCUGGAGCCAGGAGAUUUUCUGCAGUCAGAGUCUGGUGCUUCUGGUGCAUCAUCAAGACUAGAACAUCAGUGAAUGUUCCUCUAAAGUUCUGGAGCUUUUUUGGAGCUUUUUGGAGUAAGAUGUUCUUGGGUGCGUCUGCAGCAGAAGAUCUGAGUCGAGUUCGUCUUUGGAGCGUCUAAAGUGUCACGACUGUCGCCGAGAGCUUUCUGUAGAACAUCUUCAGUUCUCCUCAGUCCUCCUGAACCUGACCCAGACCUUCAGGUGUGCAGCUGGUGUUUCUGAGAGCUGAAGCUCUGGUCUGGACUGGAGAACGUUCCUGGGGUCUGUAGCUGGUGAAGAUGUUCCUGGUGAAGCAGCCCUGGUUGUGUAAAGUUUUAGGUUGCUAUGACAGCUGCGUGCGUUGCCUUGGCGCCGUGCCCUACGUUACCCUGAGUGCCACGGUGCUGUGCUAUGCCGGGGUGGCGCUGUUCUGUGGGGGCGCUCACCAGGCCCUCGAGCAUGCAGAGACACUCGCACACACACACUUCGCCCGCUCCGAACAGGACUUCGAGGUGCUCGCCGACUUUGUGAAGUAUUUUCAGUACGUGAUCUACGGUUUGGCCUCCUUCUUCUUCCUGUUUGGGAUCCUGCUGUUAGCCGAGGGAUUUUACACCACCAGCGCUAUUAAACAAACCUUCGGUGAAUUCCGCAGCACUCAGUGCAGCCGCUGCCUCUCGCUCACCUUUAUCGUGGUGACGUACGUCCUGGCCGUGAUCUGGUUGCUGGUUUUCGCCUUCUCCGUCGUCCCGGUGUACUUCCUGUUCAACAUGGCUGAGACGUGUUACACGGUGAACAUCCUGUCUGAAACCACCACCAGCCUGACUCAGCACGGCUGGGUGUGUAUGGACCCGCGGCAGUACGGAUUGCUCCCUUGGAAGGCCACACCUGGAAAAGUGUGUGGAAUGACCAUGGCCAACAUCUGCAAAGAACCAGAGUUCUACGUGACCUAUGACCUCUUCAUCACUGCGUUUGCCGGAGCCGGGGUCACGCUGCUCGCCCUGAUCUUGUACAUCGUGGCCUCCACCUAUAACUACGCCGUUCUCAGGUUCCUGGGCAGCAAGGGGAUCCGUUGCUAGGCUCGGCCAUGCUUUCUUUUGGUGCCGUUGCUAGGCACACCGUUGCUAGGCAGCGGGUCUCCUCUUUGAUGCGUGCCGCCGAGCUUGCUGUCGCGUUGUCAUGGCGACCGAGUCCUUGGAGAAAGCGCUGAUGAGGACCUGGAGGUUCUCCGCGUGGAGGCGUGUAAACGGGGGGGGGGGGGGG